Molecule: messenger RNA, 1389 nt
Organism: Cooperia oncophora
Lineage: Eukaryota; Metazoa; Nematoda; Chromadorea; Rhabditida; Trichostrongylidae
Source: the annotation of a GenBank genome assembly
AUGCCUCGCAUGUCGUGCGCUCAUAAAAUGCGCCCUAACAAGAAACUCGAGCGGGUCGACAACUUGAUCACAUUUCUCAAAAGCGCCACUGCGCAACAGAUGUCAGCCAAAUUGCACGACAUCUGGGCGGCUCCACAGGCGACGAUUACUGAGGCACGAUUACUGCUGACUUUAGGCGCUAACCCAGAAUCCCUUUAUAAGGACGACUAUGGCCAAAAGACGCUCAUGGACCGCAUCGACAGCGGAACUGUCUGUGAUAAGUGUGUGGUGAAGUUCAAUGACUUCCUGGAAUAUGCUGGAACGAUCUAUGAGGAAAUGUGCGAACAGACUCCAAUCAAUAUCGUGCGAGGUCGUAAAUGCACAAGUGGACUGCUACCGAUGUGCAUGGAUGGUGGUGGUAUGCGUGGCCUUGUGUCCGUGGUUUGUUUGCUGUUUGCUUCACGGCGGUUACUUGGCGACGAGACCCUGGUCAACUAUUUCGACUGGCUCAUAGGCACUAGUACCGGCUCAAUGCUCGCCCUAUCGACGGCCAACGGUUGGACGCUUAGCGAAUGCUUUCCUCUACUGGAGAUGAAACGGGCAAAUAUUCUCUCGAGGUCCUACUAUGUUCAGCAGAUUGCUCCGCGACCAAAGUGCGUCACGACGCAAACGCGGAACAUUGAGAAGGUACUGAGCAACUGCUUUCCGACGCAAUCGUUCCACAAAUGCGAUCGACGACUGACGGUUCCUGCUCUGGACAUAUCAUUGGCUCCUGCGAGACUGCAUAUCUUUAGGAAUUACUCAUUCACACUUCCAUUCGGUGCACCUCUUGACGAAGAGCAAGACAUCAUGUUCAAAGAUGCCGCUCGAGCAAGCAGUGCAGCACCGACGUAUUUCGAGCCGUUCUGCUAUCAGGGUAAAAAGUUCGUCGACGGGUCUUUUGUUGCUAAUUAUCCGCUGAAUAUACUUUUUAAGUUACAGAAGUUGAUUCGUUCACUAAGCACAACAACAAGGUCCAUUUGGCUGGUGUGGUGUCGAUUGGCACUGGAGAGCCGGCCCAAUCGGAGCGGAAGUACCAAUCGCAACACAAUCCCGAUAUCGCGAGCAAAAGAACAUAGGCGCAAUCUCAGCACCACUGAUUCUGAACAGGUGGUUGGCCAAGAUCUCACCACCGUCGAAAUGGCACAGGAGCGCUGCCAUGCUCAUAACAUACCAUUUAUACGGAUAAGCCCCAAGGGUAUUAACGUGCGCAUUGAUCAAAUUGACGAUGGCAAACUGAUGGAUAUGAUCUGGGCCACGCACAUGUGGCUGAUAGACAACCUACACGAAGUUGACAAACUCGGCGAUUUACUUUUCAAGCUGCUUUCUGACCCGGAUGAGGGUAAACGACGAAGCAACACAGUACUGUAG